AGAUUUGGCGAUUCCGGAAGGAAGGGAAGAAGAAGGCGGCCGGCGGCAAUGGCGGCCGAAACAACAACAACAUCAACAUCCGUCCCCUCAGCGAUGGCGUCGUCGGUUUCUUCGGCGCCGUGCAGCCCGUCGGCGCGGGACCUGUUCGCGGAGGGGUUGCUGGAGUUCCUCCGCCCGGCGGUGAGGCAGCUCGACUCCCACGUCCACGCCGUCAGGGAGAGCCAAGUGGAGCUGCGCGAACACAUCGACGGCCUGGCCGCAGAGCUCUGUCGGAUCAAGGAGGACCAGAAGGUGGCCCUGGACCUGGACCCCUACGUUAAGAAGCUGCUCAAUGCCCGCCGCCGGGUCGUGCUGGUAAACAACAUCCUGCAGAAUGCCCAGGAGCGGCUGAGGCGGCUCAACCACAACGUGGGGAAGGAAACCGCUCGCAGGAAGGCCAUGCUGGAGGCCGGGAGCAGCUACCCACAAGGCUCUCCCUCCAAGUGAGGACGGGGCCAAAGGAGAUGGACAGAGCCGCUGGGCUGCAAUUGCAGCGUUGCCAUUCACAGGGACAAGGGCACACUUGGGUGGGAAUCGAGUGGCAAGGAGGACAAGGCCAGUGCUGGAACGCUCCGUGUUUUGCCCGAAGUUGGGACAAUGGCCCCGCCAAUGCUUCCUUGUUUUGCUCCUGCCACAGAGUUGGUGCAGCUGGGUACAAGGAACGAGAAGACUGCUUCCUCCUCUCCCUCCCGCAAUAAAAUCCACUGCUAGCCAA
Anolis sagrei ordinatus is the source of this 754-nucleotide messenger RNA. It is a transcript of the gene SNAPIN, whose product is annotated as SNAP associated protein. Gene Ontology annotation, cellular component: synaptic vesicle; BLOC-1 complex; BORC complex. The record is from RefSeq and is a predicted model, not a curated record. Lineage: Eukaryota; Metazoa; Chordata; Lepidosauria; Squamata; Anolidae. Gene Ontology annotation, molecular function: SNARE binding. Gene Ontology annotation, biological process: intracellular protein transport; lysosome localization; lysosome organization.